Somion occarium is the source of this 2572-nucleotide messenger RNA. The record is from the annotation of a GenBank genome assembly. Lineage: Eukaryota; Fungi; Basidiomycota; Agaricomycetes; Polyporales; Cerrenaceae.
ACGACUUUCAUGUCCAAACUUUCUGUGUGGGUGCACGACAACGCCCAUAGCAUUUAGUGAGUUUACGGCAUGCUGCGAUUGCGCAGACUCUGAAACCAUCGAGGGCGGACUGACGUAGUGGAAACGUGUACCAAUUUAGCUCUGUACAACCCCUUUCAAGUUUGGCGCCAUUGCCACGAUGGGAUGAGGAGACCGAGGGAAAUAGUGCAUUGAUUCGGUCGGAAGACAACAGUUUGUUCAAACUUGAACAAAUGAUUUGAGCAAGUCUUCAAGCUUCAAGCUUCAAGGUGUGUCGGUAAUAUUCUGGCUCCCAGCCCGUAAUACGCAACUGCAAAGAUCAUCAUCUGACAGCGACCGGUGGUCCGCAGAACUCUCCGUUCACUGCGCAUAGUACGUAUUGUAGAUCAAAGAGAAAAUUUGCCAAGGUUCGAGGAAAUCACGGUCAUCUAUCCAUCACGGAUCGGCUGAAGCUGACUUGUGUGAAGGCCGACUAAAGACUCAGUAUAAAGCUGUCGUCUCCGGAUGAACUGAUUGCUUCCUCAACAUGCGCUCUAUACCACCAGGAAUACCUGCCCUUCUUCGCAGCCUUCUUAUCCUGGCGAUUCCUAUCACAACAGUGUUGGGAAUCGCUCGCGUUCUCUCGCUAUCAGGAUAUACGGUACCGACUUGGGUUAUUAUCGUCGUUCAGCUAAUUAGUAUCCCUACAUAUGUGGCUGCACGGAUAUGGUUCGGCCUUUGGCGUAUUAGGAGGAACGCUGCUCGCUCAGGCGGAGUCAUGCCGCCUCGCUGGAGAGGCAAAGGAAUAGGAGAUAUUAGCCUUACGGUCGAGCUCAUGGGACUAUGGAAGAGAGGAUACAUCAGCGAUGGUUUCACGGAGGCCAUCUCGAGACUUGGCCAGACCAUCGACAUUCAGGUUCUUUGGGAGCACUCUAUCGUCACGACGGAUGUGAAUAUAAUCAAGACCAUACUUGCAACUGAUUUCAACAACUGGGUGAAAGGUGGACAUUUUGAAAUUGUGAAUAUGACCAUGUUUGACUGUUUCACAGGAGAAGAGUUCCAGCAUUCUAUGUAUUCAGUCUUGGGUACAGGCGUGUUCAAUUCGGAUGGGGACAUGUGGAAGUUCCAUCGUUCAAUGACCAGGCCCUUCUUUAGCAGGGACAGGAUCAGCCAUUUCGAUCUCUUCGAUAGGCAUGCCGAGGUGACGAUCAACAAAAUUAAGGAACGUAUGAAGAUGGGAGAAGCUAUCGACUUCCAGGAUCUUAUAUCGCGUUUCACUCUCGACUCUGCGACCGAAUUCCUUUUUGGCUCAUGCGUCCAUAGCCUACAAUCCUAUCUGCCUUAUCCCUCAACCUCCUCAUCCCCAUUCAAAUCGACCAGCAAUGAGCUCUCCAGGCCUGAAGCCUUUGCGAAGGCCUUCCAGAAAGCGCAAGAAGUCAUCGCUUCGAGAAGUCGCAUUGGACCGACAUGGCGUUUUCUCGAAAUCCUCUCGGACAAGACUGCAAAGCCCAUGCACGUUGUUGACGAUUUCCUCGACCCGAUUCUCAGGGCCGCUUUAAAGAAGAAAGCAAAUCAGGACGCCGGUUUCGAGAAGAAAAGGGGCCUGGAAGUUGAGGAGGAUGAGACGCUCUUGGACCAUCUCGUCAGGUUCACCGCAGAUCCGGUCGUACUUCACGACGAAAUCCUCAACAUCAUGAUUGCGGGACGUGACACAACCGCUGGAACCUUAACUUUCUUGGUUUAUCUCCUCAGUCAACACCCUCAAGCGCUCCAACGGCUUCGUCGAGAAAUCCUGAGUGUCGUUGGGCCUACACGGCGACCCACGUAUGAUGACAUCCGGGAGAUGAAGUUCCUCAGAGCUGUCAUUAACGAGACCCUUCGGCUAUUUCCCUCAGUUCCGUGGAACGUUCGGUACCCUGUUCAAGAUAUUCUGCUGCCCAAUGCCUCCGACCCCACUAAACCUUGGUUCAUCCCCAAGAUGACACCGGUGGCGUAUUCCGUAUUUUUGAUGCACCGCAAUACCGAUUACUGGGGCCCUGAUGCCGAAGAAUUCGACCCCGAUCGGUUCCUCGACGAACGUCUUCACAAGUAUCUUACUCCAAAUCCCUUCAUUUUCCUUCCCUUCAAUGCCGGACCUCGUAUCUGUCUUGGACAGCAGUUCGCUUAUAAUGAAAUGUCGUUCUUCAUGGUCCGAUUUUUGCAAAACUUCUCCGAUAUUUCUUUCAACCCUUCGGCUCAGGAUCCAUCGACGAGGCCUCCUGCGCAAUGGGCGAAACUCCCUGGACGCAAAGGUAAGGAUAAGGUAUUCCCCAAGGCGCAUUUGACACUCUAUGUCAAUGGCGGCUUGUGGCUUAAUAUGGAAGAGGCAGAAGCUUCUGAAUCGGUUUGAGGCUCAUAUUCAUGGACGUUUUCUCGAAUGAAACCAGUUUCUUCUCGUGUACUAUAGCUCUGAAUGACAUGUACUAGUAGGCCCUGCGAUCAAUCUAUGCAGACAUAUCAACAUAGAAGUCAAUCGGAAGGCUUGCCAUCUACCGCUUUAACACUAACAGCAACAUAAUCAAAUUGGUUUGUCGGC